UCAGGACCCUCUGCCAUGUUGAAUACACCCAGACAACGAAGGAAUACAAACAGAAGUACACCCAGUUAAUUUCAUUUUUAAUGUAAGAUCAAGUAGUUGAAGAGGAAGCAACUCAUAUUGUAUGUAUGGCUCCCUUUUGUCUCGGUAGAAUGCACCCAAAUGAGUCACUGGUGAAUCUGGUGUAGCUAAUCAAGCCAAAAUAAAACAUGGUUUUGAUAAAUAUAUGGCUGUAAUAAGGAGCUCCUCACAUCGGAUAGAUUUUUUUUCUAUAAAGUAUUUGUAAUUGUAACAUAGAAUGUAAACAGUGAAAUGAAAUCGGGCGACGAAUCUCAGUUAUACAACAAAUGUAUUGAAGGCGAUGUCUUAACAUUUACUUUAAGUGGAAGAGAAACCUAUGGCAUUUACGUAGGAAAUGGUAUGAUUGUUCACUCAGUGAAAAAUGCCAGCAUUGAUACAAACAGACAUAGAUCCAGUCUUUUACGUUAUCUAUUAGGUCCUAAGUGUUACUCGGUUACAUUAGAUAAAAUGGAAGAUUGGUCUCAUAAUACACAAGCUACAAAAAUAGAACUUGGAGUGCCUAUGUCCAGUGUUUUACUCGAAAAGCGAAAAGUAGAAGAUAUAGUUUCAGAGGCCUUGAAAAACGUCAAUACAGAGACUUCUUUGAACAGUUUAGAUUUUGUGAAACAUUGCAUUUCUGCUUGGAGAAUAAAACACAUUGCUGCUGUAGUAACAGUAGUUGUCUACGCAUGCUUAUUAUCUGAAGCAAGAUGUGCAGAUGUACUGAGCUUAUUGUAUGAACAAAAUUAUAACACAAUUCUGCUGGUCAACAUUGUGUUUCUUGCUUUCUGUGUCCUCUUGGCUUAUCGCUAUCAAGUGCCCAAGCAGAUUGAGAGGGCAGCUGAAAUAAAUACCACAUCUAAGCCAGGAACUAACAGUGACAAACUAAUGCUUUGGAACUAUUUGGUUAACUAUUUGGCCAGGUUUUUUGAAACCCUCAACCGUUUAGUAGGCAAAGUGAGAAAUGAUCUUAAUCUGAGCAAAUCCUUACAGUCUAUCUUGUCUGGCUAUGAUGUUGAAAUAUUGCCCUACUCAGGAGAAGGAGAACAAAAAUGUGCAGAAGAAAAAUGUGUUACAGCAGAAAAAGAUGUUGCAGGACAAAAAGUUAUUACAGAAAAAAAAGGUGUCACGGAAGAAAUGGAUUUUUUAAAGUUACGGAAGGAUUGUAAAAAAUAUCCUUUUCAUAACCAAUUCAUUCCAAUUACUUGUUUUACGGAAACCAAUCUACCAGAAGGUUAUCGUGACAAUGAAGUUUGUGAACUUAUUAAAGCUACAGCUGACCUAACAGUUCAAGUUUUGGUAGAUUCUGGCUGUCAUAGUGUAUUUUUAAGUGGGCAGAUAACUGUGUUCAAGUACACUGAUGGACUAGGAAAUAAUUAUGAUCUUGUAACUGGAGAAAAACGCGAGACACAUUUUAAAACUUGUCCUUGCGAAACAUGUCGACAUUCAGACAAACCCAGCAAUGUUUGGUGGGAAAUCUAUGUCCAUACUGUGGCUUAUAUAGUUUUUGAUGAGGACAGGGCAAGUCACGCUACAUGUAAACUGUUUUAUGAUAAAGAAGAUAGUCAAGUGGUCAUUCUUGAUAAGUUUGUCAUUGACAGUGUAGACUUGGAAAGAGACGUAAGUGUGUUGCGAUCUGUGACAUGCGAUGCGGCACUAGGAGAUAGACUUCACAAGAUGAUGAAACAUUACAGUGCUCUCUGGAAGAAAGUUUUAGACAAAUACAGAAAUAUAUCCAAGUUGGUUUACAUUGUCUCACAUCCUCAUGGGUGUACCAAACAGGUCAGUCUCGGCCAGUUGAUAGACAAUUUAAAGAUGUGGUAUUCUAAUGAAAAUAUUGACUUUACCAUGUUGACCUACACUGCAGCCACUUGCCCAGGCAGUGCUGGUGCAGCUGUCCAUUGUAUUGGACUCAAACAUCAACACAUUCACCGUGGAACAAGGACACGCGAUCAUGGUGAUUGUAAUAUGAGUGCAAUUGGCCUUUGUUUUUACUAACAAUUUCCUAAACUAAUUAAAAGUCAUUUUUUUACCUAGUAAUACAUAAAAAUAAUAUUAAAAGGACCACUGCUAUGUUUUUUUUGUUUUUUUUUUAAACUUAAUGCAUCAUUUGCUAUCAUUCCAAGAGUCGAUACUUAUUAAAUAUGGGGGGGGGGGGAUGAAAUUGAGUCAGUCAUGUUCCUUAAGCUGUUGCAGAUCGUAGAGUUGUUGCGGGUCCAUAAGUCGCACUAAGUCAUUAAGUACAUUAUAUCUUUAAAGCCAAUUAUGAGUGAAAUUCAAGUUGAAGCUAAGAAGAUGGAAAAGUUGUAUCAGUAUUAGGUUGUUUAUUUAUUACUUCAGCGGUUGUGAAGUAAUAUGUCAAGUAAUGUUGUAUUAUGAAUCAAUAAAUUAUUAUUUUGAAUGAGUUCAAUAAAA
This is a messenger RNA of Biomphalaria glabrata, 2472 nucleotides long. RefSeq lists its product as uncharacterized. The transcript has 10 exons. NCBI's taxonomy places the organism in Eukaryota, Metazoa, Mollusca, Gastropoda, Planorbidae. Bases 310 to 2055 code for a protein of 581 amino acids. The record is from RefSeq and is a predicted model, not a curated record.